Molecule: messenger RNA, 666 nt
Organism: Schistocerca serialis cubense
Lineage: Eukaryota; Metazoa; Arthropoda; Insecta; Orthoptera; Acrididae
Product: aspartate, glycine, lysine and serine-rich protein-like
Exons: 3
Coding region: 1-666 (221 amino acids)
Source: RefSeq, a predicted model, not a curated record
AUGGCGAAUUACCUGCGGGCCUUGCGGAAAGACGUUUUGCGGCUGGAGAGCGCACGGAAGGCGAUGAGGGCGGCGCUGGGAGUGCAGCCGGCAGAAGUGCUGGCCCGCGCCGCACAGUCCGCCCCCACACUGCCUCAGUCCAGGGGGCUCAGCAGCAGCCACCAGUCCCCAGCCGGGUUAAGGAGUUCAAGCAGUGAAUCCGAAGGAGAACAAGGAACGGAUUCCAGAGUGUCACAGUGGCGUCAGAGACGGAAAGGGCGGAAUUCCUCUUCUGUCCUGGAAUUCCGCCGACAACGAUCUCCAGAUGAAGCCACAGAGGGUGGGAGCAAGAGGAAAGAGUCAUCAGAUAGCAGUGGUGCUGGUGACAUAGAGGAAACUGGUCAGUCAGGGUCCGGCGGAGAUAGUGAAAGAGAAGCGCAGGAGUCCAGCGGCAAUGGUGCUGGUGGCUUUGACGAUGGUGACGCUGGCGCAUUUGGCGGUAUUGGUGCUGGUGAUGGUCAGCCCUGUGGAUCUGGUGGUACUGGUGCUGGCGAUGUGGGUCGAACAUGCUCAUCUGGUGGUACUGGUGUUGAUAAAGAUGCCUACCCACCUAGUGGUAAUGACAAUAGUAAUGACGUCCACAUCGUGAUAAUAGCAAACCCAGCGGUGAACUGCCUGUCAGCAUAG